Messenger RNA from Elephantulus edwardii (Cape elephant shrew), 1335 nucleotides. RefSeq names its product matrix-remodelling associated 8 (gene MXRA8). Gene Ontology annotation, cellular component: cell surface; membrane. The coding region runs from base 1 to 1335 and encodes 444 amino acids. Gene Ontology annotation, biological process: cell adhesion; establishment of glial blood-brain barrier. The transcript has 9 exons. NCBI's taxonomy places the organism in Eukaryota, Metazoa, Chordata, Mammalia, Macroscelidea, Macroscelididae. The record is from RefSeq and is a predicted model, not a curated record.
AUGGAACCGCUGUCCCGAGUCCUGCUUUGGAAACUUAUACUUCUGCAGGGUGAGUGUGCAGUGGGCAAGGGACCUUCAGGGCUGGCGACGGCCGGCAGCUCCCUGGUGUCCGAGGUGACGGUGAACUGGGAAGCCGGCACCGGGGCCGUGCUGCGCUGCCAGAGUCCGCGCAUGGUGUGGACCCAGGACCGGCUGCACGACCGCCAGCGCGUGGUCCACUGGGACCUCAGCGGCGGCGGCCACGGCCCUGCGCGCCGGCUGGUGGACAUGUACUCGGCGGGCGAGCAGCGCGUGUACGAGCCGCGCGACCGUGGCCGGCUCCUGCUGUCGCCCUCUGCCUUCUACGACGGCAACUUCUCGCUGCUCAUCCGCGCUGCGGAGGAGACCGACGAGGGACUGUACACCUGUAACCUGCACCACCAUUACUGCCACCUCUACGAGAGCCUGGCCAUCCUCUUGAAAGUCACUGACGACCCCCUGGAGGCCGGCGCGCUCUGGGACGGCGAGAAGGAGGUGCUGACCGUGGAGCUCGGGGCGCCGGCGCUGCUGACCUGCGUGAACCGCGCCCACGUAUGGACGGAUCGGCACCUGGAGGAGGCGCAGCAGGUGGUACACUGGGACCGACAGCCGCCCGGGGUGCCGCACGACCGCGCCGACCGCCUGCUCGACCUCUACGCCUCCGGGGAGCGCCGCGCAUACGGGCCGCCCUUCCUGCACGAGCGCGUGACCGUGGGGACCGAUGCCUUUGCGCGCGGCGACUUCUCACUGCGAAUCGACCCGCUGGAGCCGGCCGACGAGGGCACGUACUCCUGCCACCUGCACCACCACUACUGCGGCCUGCACGAGCGCCGCAUUUUCCACCUGAAGGUCACCGAGCCAGUGGUGGAGCCGCGCGCCCGGGACUCUCCGGGGAACGGGUCCAGCCACAGCAGUGCGCCCAACCCAGACCCCUCGCUGACACACGGCCACAGCAUCAUCAACGUCAUUGUCCCUGAGAGCCGGGCCCACUUCUUCCAGCAGCUUGGCUAUGUGCUGGCCACCUUGCUGCUAUUCAUCCUGCUACUCAUCACGGUCGUCCUGGCAACCCGUAAGCACCGUGUCCACCGCGGAGGAUAUGCUCAUUCAGACAGAAAGUUGGGGAAGUCGAAGGGGAAGGAUGUGAACAUGGCAGAGUUGGCUGUGGUCUCAGGGGACCAGGCUCCUUACAGGGGUGAAGACAUCCAACUAGAUUACAAAAACAACAUCCUGAAGGAAAGGGCUGAACUGGCUCACAGUCCCCUGCCUGCCAAAAACAUUGACCUGGACAAAGAGUUCAGGAAGGAGUACUGCAAAUGA